AUGAGCAGCGCCGUUCGAAGCACGACCGUCAAAGCCGCAUCGAGCGUUCUCAAAGCGCGUCGCUCCUCUUCUCCACUCUUAGACGACCUCCCGACGCGUCCACAUAAACGUGCGCGCAAACACAAGGCAGAAGAAGUUGCCGAGGAGAGUCAAGUCACGCUCGUUGCAAACGAAGUCUCGUCUCUUGCCAUUGAAAGUCAGAAUACACUCGUAGAGGAAACAACGACGACGAAAACCGUUGCCAAAAAGCCCAGAAAGAAAACCGCUCUUGUCGAACCGUCUCCUGCCGACUUUCCAACACGACCGACCUGCGAAUGGAAGAUUGGAGCUCAUAUCUCCGCCGCUGGUGGCAUCCAGCAGGCCAUUCCGAAUGCAGCAAAGAUUGGUGCGGACUCAUUCGCUCUGUUCCUCAAGAAUCAAAGGCAAUGGGCAUCUAAACCGCUGGAACCAAGCUCCAUCACGGCCUUUAAGGCGCGUAUGGCGACAUUCGGUUACGACUACGGGCAUAUUCUCCCACAUGGUAGCUACCUCGUCAACAUUGGCAACCCAGACAAGGAGAAGCGCGAAAAAUCAUACGAGUGCUUCCUCGACGAUCUACAGCGAUGCGAGCAAUUAGGUAUUGGGCUCUACAACUUCCAUCCGGGAUCGACUGUUGGAGAAUGUACCAUCGAGGAAUCCAUAACGCAUGUAGCAGAGAGUUUGAACCGUGCUCACGAAGCAACCUCUAGUGUCGUCACUGUGGUCGAGAAUAUGGCGGGCAGUGGAAAUGUGCUUGGUUGCAAUUUCGAUCAGCUUGCUCAGAUCAUUGCCCAAGUUCGUGAUAAGACACGAGUUGGAAUCUGCCUGGAUACUUGUCAUUUAUUUGCUUCUGGUUAUGAUAUUCGGACAAGAGAGGUGUACGAUGAAACGAUGAACGAGUUUGGAAGGCGUGUCGGAUUCCAAUACCUUCGCGGCCUUCACCUCAACGACUCCAAGACACCACUCAACUCAAAAAAAGAUAGGCAUGAAAACAUUGGAAUUGGUCAUAUUGGCUUGAGAGCCUUUGGGUUCAUGAUGCGCGAUGAGCGCCUUAAAGGAAUCCCCAUGGUCCUCGAGACGCCUCUUGAAGAGGUUUGGGCAAAGGAGAUUGAAGUCCUCCAACGGAUUGCGGAUACCUCUAUCCCUGAAGACGAACUCGACUUUGACGCAAUGAGAGCAGAGAUCGAAGCCGAGGUCAAAAAGUAUGCCAAAGAACCUGCAAAGAAGGAAAAGAAGGAAAAGAAGGAGAAGCCAGCUGGGAAAGGAAAAGGGAAAGGAAAAAAGCCAAAAAAGGACGAAGACGAGGAAAGCGCUCUUAGCGACGACGACUAA
This is a messenger RNA of Serendipita indica DSM 11827, 1350 nucleotides long. The record is from the annotation of a GenBank genome assembly. Lineage: Eukaryota; Fungi; Basidiomycota; Agaricomycetes; Sebacinales; Serendipitaceae.